AAAAAUGGGGCAGUGGAAGGGUUAGGGUUUUAGGUCGUUUAAAAUAUCAGAAAACCUCUUCCUUUCUCCAAUUUACUCUUAGCGCCUCCGACGAACCAAUCUACACUCUGCAACUUCGAGGAUAAGAGAAGGUUUGCAUCAAUUUACCUACAAUGUCUGGCGAGGAGGUUGCUGUUGCUGUUCCGGCUACUGAGACCCCUUCUCCGUUGGGGGAGACCAUGGACCUGAUGACUGCUCUGCAGCUUGUUCUCAAGAAGUCUCUGGCACACGGUGGCCUUUCCCGCGGACUUCACGAGGGUGCCAAAGUCAUUGAGAAGCAUGCUGCUCAGCUCUGCCUGUUGGCCGAGGACUGUGACCAACCUGACUAUGUCAAAUUGGUCAAAGCUCUAUGUGCUGAGCACAACGUUAACUUGCUUACUGUUCCAAGCGCGAAGACCCUAGGCGAGUGGGCUGGUCUUUGCAAGAUUGAUUCAGAGGGGAAAGCAAGGAAAGUUGUUGGCUGUUCAUGCGUAGUAGUUAAGGACUUUGGUGAGGAGUCAGAAGGGCUCAAUGUCGUGCAGCAGCACAUCAAGUCUCACUAAAUCGCUCACAUAUGAGAUUCCUUAUCAGUUAGGGGGCUUUAGCUCUGUAGUAAUUUUUGUUUUGGAGUUGUGAUUUUCAUCAGAAAUUUUUUGAAUGUUUUUCGAUACAUUUUGCAUUUUUUAAUCUCAGAAGAGGCUCUGUUUGUUUGCCAGGUUUGUGAAAUCUGCCUCAUGUUUGGUGUUUUCCGCCUGUCUUAUGUCUUUUGCUGUGGGUUUAUAACUCUAUGCCCUUUCUUAUUAUCGAAAAAAGAUAUUAGUAUAUUACAACC
Chenopodium quinoa (quinoa) is the source of this 850-nucleotide messenger RNA. RefSeq names its product 40S ribosomal protein S12-like. The record is from RefSeq and is a predicted model, not a curated record. The transcript is spliced from 5 exons. Lineage: Eukaryota; Viridiplantae; Streptophyta; Magnoliopsida; Caryophyllales; Amaranthaceae. Gene Ontology annotation, cellular component: cytosolic small ribosomal subunit; ribosome. Gene Ontology annotation, molecular function: structural constituent of ribosome. Bases 153 to 581 code for a protein of 142 amino acids. Gene Ontology annotation, biological process: translation.